CCCGAAAAUCCGAACCGGAACAGACAGUUUGAGGCUGUCUCCCGGAUUACAAACCAGUGGAAGAAAGCUGUUGAAUUUAAACACAUCUCCAAUCCCACUUUCUUUCUUCUGCAAAAUUGUUGAACAAAAAUCUUGAAAUGCUGCUAUCUUCAGUACAAAACCCACGUCUCCUAUACCUCCAAUCUCGCUUAUCCCACUUUAAUUUCCGCAUCAAAUCAUCUCUCCACACCUCUCAAACCCUAACCCUAACCCCUUCCCCUCCCCCACCCACUUCUCAAAUCCUCGAUAUUCGCAAAACCCUUCUCUCCCGCGAAAAAACCGCCGUAGAACUCGCUGGAGACUACUUGACCCGGAUCCAAAGAUCCGACCCGAAACUCAAGAGCUUCCUGUAUGUGUCCGAGGAGUCUGUGUUGCGAGAGGCUGAGGAACUUGACAGAAAGAUUGAGAGGAAUGAGGAGGUGGGGCCCCUCGCCGGAGUUUAUGUCGGCGUGAAGGAUAAUAUUUGUACGGCUGAUAUGCCGUCCACUGCUGGGUCGAGGAUAUUGGAGAAUUAUAAACCGGCUUACGAUGCGACUGCGGUGUCGAAGAUGAGGGAGAGUGGGGCUAUUGUUGUGGGGAAGACUAAUAUGGAUGAGUUUGGUAUGGGGAGUAGUACUGAAGCUUCAGCUUAUCAGGUGACUGCCAAUCCUUGGGAUCUGUCAAGGGUUCCUGGAGGGUCCUCAGGUGGCUCGGCUUCAGCUGUCUCUGCCAGACAAUGUGUAGUAUCACUGGGAAGUGACACUGGUGGAAGUGUAAGGCAACCAGCAUCAUUUUGUGGUGUAGUUGGUCUGAAGCCAACAUAUGGGCGUGUCUCAAGAUAUGGGCUCGUAGCAUAUGCGUCAUCAUUAGAUGUUAUCGGAUGCUUUGGUUCAUCUGUUUCUGACACUGGGAUUCUCCUUAAUGCUAUUUCUGGUCAUGAUAGACAUGAUGCCACUAGUAGCCGUCGAGAAGUCCCUGAUUUCACGUCCCAAUUCAUCUCUAAAGAUAUAUUAGACUCCAAGCCAUUAAAAGGAUUGCGUGUUGGGGUGAUUCGUGAAACACUAGAUGAAGGAGUUGAUGCAGAAAUAGUGAUGUCCAUUCGUGCUGCUGUUUCUCAUCUAGAAGAACUGGGAUGUACUGUAACCGAGGUGUCCUUGCCAUCAUUUUCUUUAGGAUUGCCAGCUUACUACAUACUUGCUUCAUCUGAGUCUUCUUCAAACUUAUCUAGAUAUGAUGGUGUUAGAUAUGGCAACCAAUGUGAAUCUGAGGAGUUGAAUUCUCUUUAUGAGAAUACUCGUGCUCAUGGUUUCGGUUCUGAGGUAAAGAGGAGGAUCUUAAUGGGAACAUAUGCCCUUUCAGCUGGUUAUUAUGAUGCUUAUUACAAGCGUGCUCAGCAGGUCAGAACUCUAGUUCGGAAAAGCUUCAAGUCAGCUUUGGAUGAAAAUGAUAUCCUAAUUUCUCCUGCAGCACCAUCUGCAGCUUAUAAGAUUGGUGAAAAGAAAGAUGAUCCUUUGGCAAUGUAUGCAGGUGACAUCAUGACAGUCAAUGUCAAUUUAGCAGGUCUACCAGCACUAGUGUUGCCUUGUGGUUUAGUUGAAGGUGGUCCUGCUGGCCUCCCUGUUGGUCUUCAGAUGAUUGGCGCAGCAUUUGAUGAGGAGAAACUGCUUAAAGUCGGGCAUAUCUUUGAGCAAACUCUUCAGGAUUGUUGUUUUGUUCCUCCGAUAGCUGCUGAUAAUUAGCAGUCACAGUUUGCAGAGAAGCUUUUUUCAUAUUGACUAGCCGCGGCUCAGGGGAACUUUAGAGUGUAGACUGUGUAGUUGAUGUAUACAUCUUUAGGGUUAAAAUGGAUAGGCAGGGUUUGCAAUUCUGUACAGAACUAUGGAAUAUACUCCCUCCGUCCCAUUUUAGUUGUCACAUUUCCUUUUUUGUUGGUCAAAUUGACUAAUUUUUGACCAAGGAUUACAAGUCACUCUUUCAUUAUUUUAAAAAAUUAAAAAUUACAUCUUAAA
This is a messenger RNA of Daucus carota subsp. sativus, 2027 nucleotides long. RefSeq names its product glutamyl-tRNA(Gln) amidotransferase subunit A, chloroplastic/mitochondrial. Gene Ontology annotation, biological process: translation. The record is from RefSeq and is a predicted model, not a curated record. The transcript is spliced from 10 exons. Gene Ontology annotation, molecular function: glutaminyl-tRNA synthase (glutamine-hydrolyzing) activity. Lineage: Eukaryota; Viridiplantae; Streptophyta; Magnoliopsida; Apiales; Apiaceae. The coding region runs from base 138 to 1757 and encodes 539 amino acids. Gene Ontology annotation, cellular component: glutamyl-tRNA(Gln) amidotransferase complex.